Asparagus officinalis (garden asparagus) is the source of this 1719-nucleotide messenger RNA. Its product is annotated as protein MAO HUZI 4, chloroplastic-like. NCBI's taxonomy places the organism in Eukaryota, Viridiplantae, Streptophyta, Magnoliopsida, Asparagales, Asparagaceae. The record is from RefSeq and is a predicted model, not a curated record. The transcript has 6 exons. Bases 840 to 1496 code for a protein of 218 amino acids.
AAAUUCUUUGAUGGGUACUUUUCUUUUGAUUAGAUUGGUUGUGGAUAUCCCUAAAAAUGUUUCCUUUCUCUCUCUAUCUCUCUCUCUCUCCCCCCUUGUAUUGACUUUCAUGAUGGGAUGAUCCAAUGGCUGUAAAUUCUCUGUACUUUGUUGCAUAUAACUGUUUAUCUUGGUGUUCCAUUAGCUGAUUGGUUCUUAUUUUGUGACUUUGUUCAUUGUUCAAAAUGUUCCCGUUACUCUUCAUUCGUCAACUCCCUCCGUUAUUGAUAGUUAGGGCUCUUUGUUUCAGUGUUUUAGUAGAUGCUGGUGCGGGUUUAAAGUCAUUGUACUGUAGAGCGAGAAUGUGGAUGUUUGAUGCGGUUAUUGCUUUAUUUGGUUGCAUUGUUCAUUGCAACAGCCUGCUGGAUUUGCUUAAAGACGCCCUCUUUCUUGUUGGCAAUUGACCGCAAUCCUUUGUUAUAGACACCAGCAGGAUAAUUAAAAAUGAUUGUAGGAAAAGAAUGGGUUUGUUUUUUUUUUUUUGAAAAUUUAUCUUCCUCCAUAUCGUGCGCCUUUCCCUAAUUUCUUCAAUAUUACGGUGAAUAAUUAUUCCCCUUCACUCUCGAUCGUCAGAAUUCAACUGAUCCUUCUUCAUAAGCCUCACAAUAUUGAGGUGAGAAAAAAGCCUUCAUCUCUUCUAGACGAACCGACUUUCCUUGGGGGGUUUUCUAACUCAUGGAGACCAGUGCCCCCACUUUCUUCUUCAACAUAACACCUUCAAGAAUCAUGAAAGAAGCUUUAUAUUGGCGCCAUGAGAGGGGCCCUCAAGGCUGCUGUAGAUUACUCAGUCAUGGAGUACUAUGCUUUCUUCCUCGACAAAUCGACACACGCUCUUGGCUUUCAGAAGUCUAAACGCUGAACUUCAUGGCCAACGAGUUUUACACACGGGAAACAGACUCAGAGUUCGGUGGAGUUUUGUAGGCGGAUCAAAAAUUAUUUUUCAGCCAGAUGUUGCAAGAAUCAACUGUCACAGGAAAGGCUCCAGUUUAUCUGCUUGCUGGCUUACAAGUUCUCAAAUUGCUACAAAUGCUUUCACUUGGGGGACCAUUGCUGUUCUCCCAUUCUAUGCUUUGAUGGUUGUGGCUCCUAAUGCUCAACUUACUAGAAGAACUAUGGAGAGUAGCAUACCAUAUGUUAUUCUUGGAUGUUUAUAUGCCUAUCUUCUUUGCCUCUCAUGGAGUCCUGAAACAUUACGGUUGAUGUUUGCAAGUAAAUACUGGCUACCCGAGUUACAUGGCAUAGUUAGAAUGUUCUCGAAUGAGAUGACUGUUGCAUCCGCGUGGAUUCACUUACUGGCUGUUGACCUUUUUGCUGCGAGGCAAGUAUUUCAUGACGGCAUAAAGAACAAGAUAGAGACACGUCACUCUGUUUCAUUGUGUCUCCUCUUUUGCCCGAUUGGUAUUGUGACUCAUGCCAUCACGAAGUUAUUGAUGAAGGUUAAUGGUAGAUCACAUUGAUGAGAUUGGUUCUUUUCAUUGUACAUGUUCAGUUUGUAGGUUUAGGUUCAAAAUUGAUGAGAUUUAGUUCAUUAUUGUUGGUAAUUUCUCUGAGAAAUUACAGGGAUCAAAACUGUUUGCAAUUUGAGACUGCUUUGUUUGAGAUGCUACUGAGAAACGAGUUUGUUUGGGUGUUUGAUGCUUUUGAAAGUUUGAUGUUAUAGAAUGUGGGAUGCUUGAAGCA